UGAAAUGUCGUUGAAGACCUGAAAUUGUUAGUGUCCUUUCGGACUCCUGGCCAGUCGCAUUUUCAAAUAUAAAUAAGUCGCGUUUCAAGUUUGCCUCCUUAAAAAAAUUUAAUUAUCGAAAAUGUACUCGCGAGUAGUUCUCACAUACUUUUUUGUGACAAUUAUAAUUAGUGGCCGCCAAUGUGUCGAAAAUGUGACAACAGAUUAUCCCCAAAUUGACAAUGCACUUGCCAAACUGGUUAAAAUGUUUUCCAAACCCGGUGCCUUCAAAAGGAUCGACACAAUAUUUGAAGAAAAUUUGCUUGAAACUUCAACGACUUGUCCGCAAGGUGACGAAGGUCUUGAAUGCAGAAGAGCCGAAGCUCGAAGAUCGGUCGAUUGUCCUGGAGGUGACUGCUUCUGCCAUAAUUGCUCUGCAGCUGGACCGGAACUUUGGUCCUCCUGUUGUCGGGGAAGUUCAAGGUGUUGUUCGCAUUUGGCAGCUGCUUGUAGAAAUUGCGAUCAACCAACGCUCUAUCAGUUUUGCGCUAAGAAUUUCAAAAAAUGCCUGAGCCAACUCAACGAAAAGCAAACAAAUCUACUUGAUAAUUCAACCACAGACUGGUUUUCUCUGCACACUUAUUAGAGAAAACUGUAACCAGGCACUCAGAAAAAUCAACAUAAACGACAAAUCGAUUUUUCGAGACCUGAUUCGCAUUUUUCCACCAAAACACGAAACCUACCUAAAUAUGUGUAUUAUUUUUCUAGAAAUGUGCCAUUCACAAUGUAAGUAGUAACAAAAUAAAAUGUCUAGCAAACACAACCUGCUACAUUCGCAGAUUUCACGGUAUGAAAUGCUGCCAAAACCAGGGGAAAUAGAGUAAUUUUUUAACAAAAGAAAGAGAAUUCUUUCAAAUAAAAUGAUUAUAUAUAAUAUA
Molecule: messenger RNA, 917 nt
Organism: Belonocnema kinseyi
Lineage: Eukaryota; Metazoa; Arthropoda; Insecta; Hymenoptera; Cynipidae
Exons: 3
Coding region: 122-625 (167 amino acids)
Source: RefSeq, a predicted model, not a curated record